AUGAUGUUUGUGUCCUGGUCAGAUCAGAACAACAUUCUCAUCUACAGGACGUUUGAAGACUUUAGGAAAUUCCAUAAAGAGCUGAAGAGAAAAUUCCCCACUGACAAUGGGUCACUGAGGAGUUUACCCAGGUUUAAAGGAAUAACUAUGCAGCAGAGGAAGGGUGGCAAGCUGAACAGGUGCCUGGAGAUCCUGAAACUGCUGGAAACCUAUUCCCAGGAGCUGCUGAAAACUGAUGUGAAAAUCUCCCGGGGUGAAGAGGUGAUUCAGUUUUUCAAGGCACAGACUCAAGACCUCGAUCCCUCCUUCCCUGAAAACAGUGCUGUGAUCAUGCCAUCAGUGUUCAGGAGGGAGAAGAGCCCCCGGCCCCUCUCCAUCACCCUCCCUCAGGCGUCGCAGAGCUACCGCUGCAUCGAGGCCUUUGAAACCAAAGACACAAAGAACAAACCCUUUACAGUGGCUCAGGAGGAGAUUGUGGAAGUGCUCAUCAAGGACAUGACUGGCUGGUGGCUGGUGGAAAAUGCAGACAAGCAGAUAGCCUGGUUCCCAGCCUCAUACCUGGAAGAGCUUGAUGCCUGUGAGGACAUCCAGAAUGACUUCAGCUCAGAUGAGGAGGGUAGUCUGUAUUUUGUGGUGCAGGCCUAUGAGGCCCAGAAGGCAGAUGAGCUCUCUCUGAACCAGGGGGUGGUCGUGGAGGUGCUCAGGACGUCCCACAAUGGCUGGUGGCUGAUCAGGUACAACGGCUGCACUGGCUACAUGCCCUCGCUGUGCCUCCGGCCCUACCAGAACCCUCACCACAGGCUCCAGAGCAUCCUGAGCUGCAGCCGGCACACCUGGCUGGAUUUGGGCCUGGACAGCUCCUCCCUGAGCUCGGGCAGCAGCAGCAGCAGCGCCGGGAACGCCCGGCUGGCCUGGACACCCCAAUUGUCUCGGUCCCUGCCCGAGGUGGAGCCGGCCAGGAGCUCUCCCGGCCCGAGCCACGAGCUGGGCACACACAGCAGCAAAUCCCCAGAGCUCGGUGCCAGGGACAGGAACGACUCCGGCUUCGUGGAGCCCUCCACAGCCGCGCCAGCCGCGGGCGUCCCCAGGGUGCCAGCCCGUCCCUCAGCCCAGGAGAUCCUGCAGCGCUGCAGCACCGUCACCAAGCGAGCUGUGCAGCACUCGGCCCCCCGGCCGGCCCUCCCGGACCCCAGCCAGCGUUAG
Molecule: messenger RNA, 1203 nt
Organism: Melospiza georgiana
Lineage: Eukaryota; Metazoa; Chordata; Aves; Passeriformes; Passerellidae
Gene: NOXO1
Product: NADPH oxidase organizer 1
Exons: 8
Coding region: 1-1203 (400 amino acids)
Biological process (GO): superoxide anion generation
Cellular component (GO): cytoplasm
Molecular function (GO): phosphatidylinositol binding; superoxide-generating NADPH oxidase activator activity; protein binding
Source: RefSeq, a predicted model, not a curated record